This is a messenger RNA of Symbiodinium necroappetens, 193 nucleotides long. NCBI's taxonomy places the organism in Eukaryota, Dinophyceae, Suessiales, Symbiodiniaceae. The record is from the annotation of a GenBank genome assembly.
UCUCUGAUGAACUCCGUGAUUGGUGUCGUCGUUGAGAGCACCUUAUCAAGCGCGCGAGCUACGGCAGAUCGAGAGAAGAAGGUGAAGGAGCGAAUUGAUAAGUUGGUGCUGCAAUCCAUGCGCGAAAUCUUCGAAGCAGCAGACACCGACAAGUCUGGACGGCUGGACAAGGACGAACUGCAAGCGUCCUUCC